Phyllostomus hastatus (greater spear-nosed bat) is the source of this 8271-nucleotide messenger RNA. RefSeq names its product pleckstrin homology domain containing A6 (gene PLEKHA6). The transcript is spliced from 28 exons. Lineage: Eukaryota; Metazoa; Chordata; Mammalia; Chiroptera; Phyllostomidae. Gene Ontology annotation, molecular function: protein binding. The record is from RefSeq and is a predicted model, not a curated record. Bases 498 to 4379 code for a protein of 1293 amino acids.
CGGUGAGGAAACACUCCUCGCUCGCACAGCAACCUGCUCCCUGCUCCGCCGCCAGGCUGCUGGCCGCUGGGAGCUGGAGGGACGGAGACCUGGCGCGCUACCCUGAGCGGUUCCAGGCCGGCAGCGACCGAACUCGAACCGCGCAGAUCUUCAGUCCCUAAGUUCACAGGCGUCCGAAGAGGAGUCCGGGCUCAAGCAGGAGGCAGAUAGCACCGGGGCUCUGGCGGGGCGGCGCUGAGCACGCACGGCCCCGCUAGGGUUAAGUCUUGCCGGCUCCCUGCUGCCCGGCUGUCGGCCAGCUGCCUUCAGGGAGAGGCCGGAGCCACUACCAGGGACCCGGAGGGACGCCGCCAGCUGGGGCUGCACCUACAACAGACCCCCCUCCCUGCCCCAUCACUGCUUCGAGGAGGAGCAGAAAGUGGGGCCUGAGGGUGGGAAGCCCCUGCCAGCUCAGCACCCGGGUGCCUGGGGAGCCAGAGGGGCAGCGGGACACCGAGAUGGCCGAUGAUGUUGACUGGCUGGACUUGCCGGGCCGGUGGACCUAUGGAGUUGACCACGGUGGGCGAGUCUUCUUCAUCAAUGAUGAGGAAAAGUCAACCAGUUGGGUGCACCCUGGUACGAAAUCACCCAUCCAGAGUGGACACUGCUUCAGCCCAGAUCUGCCCACGGGCUGGGAGAUGGAUUCCACCCAGGAAGGAGCUGUGUAUUUCAUCAACCACAAUGAAAGACGGAACACAUUUCUACACCCAGUGACCGGCCAGGUCCCAGAGGAAAACAAAAAAUUUGACUUGAAAACAUCGGCUUUGGACAUGUCCAAUAAAGCAGGUGGGAAACGCCCGGCUACCACCAACAGUGACGUAUCCAACCACAACAUGGUGUCUGAGGUCCCUCCAGAGAGGCCCAGCGUCCGGGCCACCCGGACGUCCCGCAAGGCCAUUGCCUUUGGCAAACGCUCACACUCCAUGAAGCGAAACCCCAAUGCCCCUGUCACCAAGGCAGGCUGGCUCUUCAAACAGGCCAGCUCUGGCGUCAAGCAGUGGAACAAGCGCUGGUUCGUCCUGGUGGAUCGCUGCCUCUUCUACUAUAAAGAUGAGAAGGAGGAGAGCGUCCUGGGCAGCAUCCCCCUCCUGAGCUUCCGGGUGGCCGCCGUGCAGCCCUCAGACAACAUCAGCCGAAAACACACCUUUAAGGUGACCGUGUGCUGGGUGGACGAGGCCGGGGCCGGUUCCACGCACUGCCUCUCCCCACAGGCUGAGCAUGCUGGGGUUCGCACCUACUUCUUCAGUGCUGAGAGCCCUGAGGAGCAGGAGGCCUGGAUCCAGGCCAUGGGGGAGGCAGCCCGAGUGCAGAUCCCCCCAGCCCAGAAGUCCGUGCCCCAAGCUGUGCGUCACAAUGUACCACCCCCUACCCAACUCCGUGCCGGGCUGGAGUCACUUACAACAUCUCCCUUGCCACCCUGCAGCCAGGAGAAGCCAGACUCAGAAAACAUCCCACCCAGCAAACACCUCCACCAGCCACCUCACAACAGCCUCCCCAAGCCUGAGCCAGAGGCCAAGACUCGAGGGGAGGGGGAUGGCCGAGGCUGUGAGAAGGCAGAGAGGAGGCCUGAGAGGCCCGAAGUCCAGGGUGAGCCUCUGGUGAAAGUCAAUGGCAUCCAGGCUGGACUGGAACCAGCCUCAGAACCAGGCAGCCCUUACCCUGAGGGCCCAAGGGUCCCAGGGGGCAGGGAGCGGCCCACCCAGCCCAACGGCUGGCAGUAUAGCUCCCCAAGCCGACCAGGGAGCACAGCUUUCCCGCCUCAGGACUCGGAGAGCGGGGGACACCGGCCAAGCUUCACCCCACACGCGAACCCCGACAAGAUUGCCCAGCGCAAGAGCUCCAUGAACCAGCUUCAGCAGUGGGUGAACCUGCGUCGGGGGGUGCUCCCACCUGAAGAUCUUCGGAGUCCCUCUAGGUUCUACCCCAUGUCCCGCAGGGCCCCUGAGUAUUAUGGCCCCUACUCCUCCCAGUACCCCGACGAUUACCAGUACUACCCACCAGGGGUGCGGCCGGACAGCAUCUGCUCCAUGCCUGCCUAUGACCGGAUCAGCCCGCCCUGGGCCCUGGAGGACAAGCGCCACUCCUUCCGCAACGGGUGCGGGUGGAAGGAGCCUGCCAGCUACGGACGGCAGGACGGCACCGUCUGGAUCCCCAGCCCCUCCCGGCAGCCGGUCUAUUUCGAUGAGUUGGAUGCUGCCUCUGGCUCCCUGCGCCGCCUGUCCUUGCGGUCCCACUCUGUGCCCCGCUCGCCCAGCCAGGGCUCCUACAGCCGCACCCGCAUUUACUCCCCGGUCCGCUCACCCAGUGCCCGUUUUGAGCGGCUGCCACCUCGCAGUGAGGACAUCUAUGCUGACCCCACUGCCUACGUGAUGAGGCGAUCCAUCAGCUCUCCCAAGUAUGAUUACCUGGGAGACAGGCGGCCAGUCCCUGCAGGACUGUACCCCUACAACUACCCACCACCCCCCACGGUCCACGAUAAGAUGAUGAGUGAGAGUGAGACUCUCAUCAGUAUGGUGAACCGCAUGGUGGAGAGCUCCUCCCCCAGGGCCCAGCUCUUCAUGCAAGUCCCUCCGUACCCAGAAGUGUUCCGGGACAGCCUCCACACCUACAAGUUAAACGAGCAAGAUACAGAUAAGUUGCUGGGCAAAUUGUGUGAGCAGAACAAGGUGGUGAGGGAGCAGGACCGGCUGGUGCAGCAGCUCCGUGCUGAGAAGGAGAGCCUGGAAAGCGCUUUGAUGGGGACCCACCAGGAGCUGGAGAUGUUUGGAAGCCAGCCCGCCUACCCAGAGAAGCUGCUGCACAAGAAGGAGUCGCUGCAGAACCAGCUCAUCCACAUACGGGUGGAGCUCUCUCAGGCCACAACGGCCCUGACCAACAGCACCGUGGAGUAUGAGAGCCUUGAGUCAGAGGUCUCUGCCUUGCAUGACGACCUCUGGGAACAGCUCAAUUUGGACGUCCAGAAUGAGGUGCUCAACCGGCAGAUCCAGAAGGAGAUCUGGAGGAUCCAGGACGUGAUGGAGGGGCUCAGGAAGAAUAAUCCCUCUCGGGGCACAGACACAGCCAAGCACAGAGGAGGACUUGGCCCCUCGGCCACCUACAGCUCCAACAGCCCUGCCAGCCCUCUCAGCUCCGCCAGCCUCACCAGCCCCCUGAGCCCCUUUUCACUGGUGUCUGGCUCUCAAGGGUCCCCCACCAAGUCUGGGUCCAAUGAGGAGCCCGGCCCACCACGGCCCCCCCUCCCCAAAGCCUACGUCCCCCUGGAGUCUCCUCCCACCGUGCCUCCACUCCCUAACGAGAGCCACUUCUGGCCAUAUCCCAACUCCCCUUCCUGGCACUGCGGUGGCGAGACAGCCAGGGGUCAGCCCAAGGCAAGCUAUGAGGCAAGCAAAAAAGAGCCCCGCCAGACAUCACCCCUGGACACCUCUAGAGACAUCAGCCUUGUGCCCACCAGGCAAGAGGUGGAGGUCGAGAAGCAGGCAGCUCUCAACAAAGUUGGCAUUGUGCCCCCACGGACGAAGUCACCCACUGAUGAAGACGUGACCCCGGCAACGGUGGUGAGGAGGAAUGCUAAUAGGCUCACCAAUGGUCUCUCCGCCCAGCAGGAGCGCCCCAAGAGUGCUGUGUUCCCCGGCGAGGGCAAGGUCAAGAUGAGCGUGGAGGAGCAGAUUGACCGCAUGCGACGGCACCAGAGUGGCUCCAUGAAGGAGAAGCGGAGAAGCCUGCAGCUCCCGGCCAGCCCGGCCCCCGACCCCAGCCCCCGGCCGGCCUACAAAGUGGUGCGCCGUCACCGCAGCAUACAUGAAGUGGACAUCUCCAACCUGGAGGCUGCUCUGCGGGCUGAAGAGCCUGGUGGGCAGGCCUACGAGACACCCAGGGAGGAAAUUGCUCGACUUCGCAAGAUGGAGCUGGAGCCCCAACACUAUGACGUGGACAUCAACAAGGAGCUCUCCACCCCAGACAAAGUCCUCAUCCCUGAGCGGUACAUUGACCUGGAGCCUGACACUCCCCUGAGUCCUGAGGAGUUGAAGGAGAAGCAGAAGAAAGUGGAGAGGAUCAAGACACUCAUUGCCAAGUCCAGUAUGCAGAACGUGGUGCCUGUCGGCGAGGGGGACCUUGUGGACGUACCCCAGGACUCAGAGAGCCAGCUGCAGGAGCAGGAGAAGCGGAUUGAAAUCUCCUGUGCCCUGGCGACCGAGGCCUCCCGCAGGGGCCGCAUGCUGUCUGUGCAAUGUGCCACCCCAAGCCCUCCCACCUCCCCUGCUUCCCCGACUUCACCAGCCAACCCCCUGUCGUCUGAAUCCCCACGGGGCGCCGACAGCAGCCAUACCAUGCGGGUCUGAGCUCUGAUGUAAGCAUUCUCGCAAGCCCUGGCUGCCACCAACGCUGUGAAGCUCCCCAGAGCCACCCGCUGAAGCCCUCCUCUGCCCUUCUGCAGUCCUGGCCCCACCCCGGCCCCAGGCCCCGUGCACUGUGGGAAGACUGCCAGCUGCCAGGCUGGGGGCCAGGGCUGCUGCCAAGAGGAGUCCGGGUGCUUCGGUGUCCACACACCUGCCACGCCUGGCCCUGAAGCCCUCACUGCUCAGAUGGUGGUCCUCAGCCAGGGCCUGAGAUGGUGGGGUGGGGAGCAUCCUGUCUGAUGCCCAAGUCACAGGGAGCCUGGGCCUGACUCUGGCUGGGGUUGUGAUGGCCCUACUGGAACAUUCCUUGAUGGAGAAGACACCCUGGUGGGAAGGAUGCUCUGGGCUGCCUUAGGUUAGGAGUAGAGGUGAAGAGAAGAUGAACACUGCCUCAUCCAGCCCUUCUUGACUCGAAGGACAGCACCUGCCAUCUUCCUCGUCCCCCAUCAGCCCCAUGCACUGCCCCAGCUGUACCCAAGGCUUUAACACAUCUCUGCUUAUGGGCUCUCCUUUGCAGUCCAGUGGAGACUGACCACCCUGCUUGAGCCAAAGACAAGGUGCCGAGAAACGGGGAGACUCCCGGGCCCCCAGAGGGGGCGGUGCAGGCUGGGAAGGAGAGCAGCAGGUCUGUGCAGGGUCUGGCGGAGGUUGGAAGGGGAGAGAGGAAGGCAGAGGUCCUAGGAAAGGGAGGGAAAGAAGCAGCAGGACUCAUUCGCAAGUAAGAGGACAGAGAUGGAGGGGGGAUGGGAAUGGCUUUCUGAGGUGAGCCUUGGUGCAGUGCCCAGGACAGUGCCAGAUUGUCAGCUUAGCACUGCCCACCCCAACCCCAGGGUCAGCGGCCUGCUGAUGCCAGGGCCCCAGGAGGCCUCACCAGUGAGUGCGCGGCUGCCUUCGGCUGAAGCACUGGGCUCGGGGGUGUGGGCUGGGAGUGAGCGGGCUGUGUAGGGCAGCCUGGGACGUAGGCGGCCCUUCGUAGGUCUGGGCCCGGCGUGUGCCUCCCCUCCUUUGGGAACAGAGAGAAGGACCUGUCUUAUGCAGGGUGUGGUCAGCUUUGGGAUCUUUCCUAACCAUUUUUUUUGUGACCUUUCUGGAAUGUGCUGUGGGCCAGCUGAGAGCAUGCUCAGGGAGGGGGGAUGCAGUCUGGGCCUGGGAGGCCAGGCACUGGGCCCCACAUCCCCGGCGCCCCAGGUGAAGGCCAGCUGAGGCUGUACCAGAGAUCCCCUUGUAGGUUGGCCCUUUCGGGAUCCGCAGGCCAGGGAGACCUGGGGGGUGGGGGAGACAGAAGCCCACUCAUUCUUCUCUGCCUCGCCCACCUUGAGAUAAGUGUAGCCAGAGAGGGGGAAGCAGGGAGAGUGCAACCGAACUCUUUGCCAGAGCCGCUGCCCUGGGACUCCAGCCGGACCUCCAGCGGCCCUGGGAACAGCCACUCUGUCUUCCACCAAUUCUCCACUCCUUCAGGGCUGGGACGGUUACUGGUUCACGUGCAAGUAAAGAUGAUAGUUCACUCAACAAAUAUUUACCGAGCGCCUUUUACAUACCAGGCACUAUUCUAGGUACUUAGGAUGGUCUCCUGCUUCCAAGGGACUAUAGACCGAGGGGAUUCCGCCUGUCUUCGCUUCGAGCAAGUUUGGGCUGCACUUCUCAUCUUUAGCCCAGCUCAGGCACCCCAAGCUGUGCAUUCUGCCCCUGGGCUGGCAGGUGGGGCUGGCUCUGAGGUAACCCUCUUCCUCCCUCCCCACACCUUUCUCAUCCACAGGACACAGAUUUUUCAGGGCCUUCCAUGCCUUCCCCUUCAUUUGUCUGUCUGUCCUUUUUUUAAAAAAUGAUAUUUUAAGAGAUACAUGUAAAAUACCAAGGAUUAAUGUCUGUAUGUCUAUCACCUCUCUCAGCUCUUAUUUCAUAAAGCUGGCCCUUUAUGUUGCUUUACAUGCCUUAAUAUAUGUUUUAUGAAAAUUAUACAUAUUAUAGAUAUAUAUGUAAUUAAUAUAUAUAUAUAUUUGUUUGGAUAUCUGAUCCUUUCCUAGAACUCCUGCCCAGGCUCAUUUUUUAUUUUUUUUUUUUUACUUUCCAUACCAUUCCUAGCAUGUUGAAGCUGUACCCCAUGCCUUUUGAUCCAAAGAAGGGGAGAGAAAGACUUAUUUUAAGACAGAUUGAUUUUACGCUUUUAUUAUAAAGCAAAUCUAUUUUCAAGUGUGCAAUGUCUGAAUGGAAUUGGUGAAAAAUGUGAGGAGACCAGGGCGGCUGCCCCUAGGUCCCGCCGUCCACUCUUCCCUCUGCCCAGCAGCCCCCUUCUGCCCAUCCCUCCUCCCGCUCUGCACGGGGCCAGCCCCAGAGCUCACCCAGAGGACACCUUGCCAGGGGAGGACGCUCUCUGGGAAGUCCUGGUCUGAGGGUUUGAUUACACUGUCCGCUCUCGAUGACCCUCCGGGGUUAUCGGAUGUGCCCCUCCGGAGGAAAGUGUUGACGUGUGCUCAGAGGCACGCCCAGGCAGGCACCGAACUGCUAGAUGCGCCCUGGAACCCCCUCCCCCAUCGCCCUGCUGGAAAGAGUGGACAGCUUCAUGGCAGCCUGUGCCAAGCAACACCAAGAAUGCCAGUCUGUUCCUUGACGGACCCAGGGUAUGGAGCAAAGGCCAAAGGAAAUGGUUUGGGAUUCCCGGUCCUUCCGCGUAGACGUGUUCGAGUUCCUUGGACUCCUCACACUCCAUUUCACUUGUCCUCCCUCUAGUCUGGGUCACAUCUGUGGCAUCUGUUUCCCUCUGGGACCUUUCCUCUGGGGCUGCCUGUUGUUAAGGGCCUGGUACCUCGGUCUGGCAUCCAGACUGCACAGUCAGCUUCUGGGCUGAGGAGGGUCCCACGGACAAUGUAGCAGCUCAGCCUUGGCCACGAACCCCAGGACUUUUCUGCAGCCAGCUGUCCCUGGGUGCUGAACUGAGCCAGCUCAGCCUUCCACACUGCUUUACCAACUGUGAAAGUGGGCAAGCAGCUCUUGCUUUUACAGAUAUGGGAAAUAUGGAAAUCUUUUGUCCAGAUCUGGAAUCUGGGGGUUUGGAACCUAGCACAGAGCUUCUCCCAGGACUGGAAGCUUGACCUCCCAACUUUUGACACUUACUGGCCCCCGUUCCCAGCCUACAGCAUCUUGCAAUGAAUGAAUGGGGACCAGAUGGAGGCCCAGAACUGAGUAACCCACCUGGGUAAUAGUCCUAGUACUAAUUUAGAGCCUUCCCAAUUAGCACAUUACCUCCCUGAUCAAUAACCAAGAGGCUGUAAUCAAAUAUUGCUACUGUCACUUUAAAGAUUUUCUGAGGUUGCAAGCUGUGCACAUUUGCCCUUCUGCCUUGGUGAGAGGCACGUUCUCGGGGCCGCGCUGAUACAGCAAGAGGAAACCAAUUCCUUUCCCCUCUGGGCACCACUCCCAACCAGGAAGCUCUCAAAACUAAGGAAAAAUAUAAAAUAUACAUAUAUACAUAUAUCUAUUUAUGCACAUAUUGGGGCCAAUCUGAUUUGCUAGUAUUAGACAAUAAACCAUACAAGGAAAUGUAUGAUCUCAUUGUCUUUCUUUAGUAUAAAAGUGACCUUAGAAGAAGAGUUAAGGUUAAAUAAAGAGAGGGCAUCUCGGUCAGGGGACCCAACAGCUGUAGCAGCCCUUUAGCACCUUUCUAGUCAUCAAGUCCCCUCUCCCAGGGAGGGGCAUCCUGACCGACAGUCUAGCCGUUGGGUCCGCUCUCAGCAGCAUUCUUUUUAGAAAUAGGGACUGAAGAACCCCGUGAGCUCUGCAUUUGUAUAUUGCAAGUUUGUAUGAACCCAGUGCAGGAAAUAAAAUGGUUUGUACAAGU